Messenger RNA from Acanthochromis polyacanthus (spiny chromis), 2204 nucleotides. Its product is annotated as transmembrane protein 50B. The transcript is spliced from 7 exons. The coding region runs from base 231 to 704 and encodes 157 amino acids. Gene Ontology annotation, biological process: late endosome to vacuole transport via multivesicular body sorting pathway; protein targeting to vacuole. The record is from RefSeq and is a predicted model, not a curated record. NCBI's taxonomy places the organism in Eukaryota, Metazoa, Chordata, Actinopteri, Pomacentridae.
UUCAGCUGGAGUCGGUGGCGGUAGUGCGUCUGGGCUGCUGUAUGCAAGCUAUCAUAAAACAUGAAGAAGGAGACGUCGACGACGAAGAAGAAGGAGAGCCAAUGUUAGGUUUUCAAUGGAAACUGAAAGCAAUUACGACUCUUAAAAGACAGAGACACUGAUCUCCUGGAGAACUGGUUGACUUGUCAAAACAAGAGUUUAGAUUAAAAAGAAAGAGGCAAACCCUGCAGAUGGCUGGUUUUCUGGAUAACUUCCGCUGGCCAGAGUGUGAAUGCAUCGACUGGGGGGAAAGGAGGAACACGGUGGCUUCUGUUGUGGCUGGAGUUCUGUUUUUUACAGGUUGGUGGAUCAUGAUUGAUGCAGCAGUAACAUAUCCAUCCCAGCAGAUGAACCAUGCCUUCCACACGUGUGGCGUCUUCUCCACGAUAGCAUUCUUCAUGAUUAAUGCAGUCUCCAAUGGUCAGGUGAGAGGGGACACGUAUGGAGAAGGCUGUCUUGGCAGAACAGGAGCUCGUCUCUGGCUCUUUAUCGGCUUUAUGAUGAUGUUUGGUUCGCUCAUCGCCUCCAUCUGGAUUCUGUUCGGCGGUUAUGUGGUGCCAAAGGUAGAGGUUGCACCAGGAUUGGCUGUGUUCUUUCAAAAUGCCUUCAUCUUUUUUAGCACUCUGAUCUACAAGUUUGGACGGACUGAAGAUUUAUGGGGUUAGAAGAUCUUUCUCUCAUUUAUUUACACGUCUUUCAAAUGAUUUGUAACCAGUGGUUUUAAAUUUAAAGGCUGUAGAACCUGCACCCUUAAUACAGUGUUUUGGCAGUUGCAGUGAUUUUAAAUUGAGAUCCAUCAGCGCUUCUCUACACACACACACACACACACACACACACACACACACACACACACACACACACACACACACACAUAUUAUGUUUUUCUAUCAUUGUGGGGACUUACCAUUGACUCCCAUUCAUAUCUAACCCCUAACCCUAACCCUAACCUUAACCAAACCCUAACCCUAACCAAAACAAUGCCUAACCCUAAAGAAACGUUUUGCACUUUUACUUUUUUCAGUAACAACAACAUGGCCAAGAAAACACUGUUUAAACUUGUGGGGCCCGAAAUGAGGUCCCCACAAGUGACAUAGUUUUCGGUUUUCCUACCGUUGUGGGGACAUUUGGUCCCCCGCAAUGUAGCAAAAGCUAGAACACACAAACACACACACACACACACACACACACACACACACACACACACACACACACACACACACACACACACACUAUUAUAUAGUGUUGUAGCCACUGUUAAUAGUUCUGAACACUUUUAGUGACUUAAAUGGUGUAGAAAUAGCUCUGUCAUUUGUUUAGAUGCAUUUGCAUCCACUCUUUUUUGUUCAUACUGUACUGUGUACUGUAGUGUGCUAUUUUUGAGAAAAACACUUCAAAUUGUUUGUAUUUUAAUUUAAGAAUUCCUGUUUGUUGUUAAGGACACUGGUUCAUUUACUUUUAUUGUAUCAGACACAUUUCAAGUGUGAGUUCAUGUCAUCAUUAUUUAAAUAUGAUGAAGGGUUCAGUGUAAUUUUACUGUAGUGAGUCAGAAAGGGAAAUCAUUCUUUGGAUGGGGUGUCUAUUGAUAAAAACAUAUUUGAGGUGGAUGUGAGAACAAACACACGACAGAGGGAACAGAGCCCUUUCUGCGGUCUCUUCUGAAGCUGCUCAUAUUGUAUGCUUGUAUAUUGCAAUUCAACACAUCCACUGGGUUAUAGCUUCUUUUGGAUAAGCUGUAAGCGUUUGUCUUUUCACAUGUCUGAGUCCUUAUAGAGUCAGUUUUCUGUUGUUGUUCUGCCUCAGGAUGUUUUUUGAAACCGUUCUGUCCUUUUGGACUAUUUUCUUGUUUUGUUCUUGUUUUUACUAGAACAUGUCCUCGACAGUGAGAUGUAUGUAUUGAGAUGCUUGCCAUUUUUUCUGUAGCCAUUUUAGUGUUUAUGUAUAGAACAAAUCUUCUGAAGCCAUCAAUCAGCCUUUGUAGAAACUGUAUUAAAGGACUGCUUGCUACCAUAUAGAGGCAUUUUUAUAUUCAAUCAGAUGCCUCUCCACACUAACUCUUUGAACCACAUGAAGUAAAAUAAGACUGGGUUACUGACCAUCUUCACCACACUUCACUUUUUCAAUAAUUUUAUGCCAAGAGUGAAAAUAAAGAAAUUGUUGGGGUUUUU